This is a messenger RNA of Cyprinodon tularosa, 2665 nucleotides long. RefSeq names its product platelet endothelial cell adhesion molecule. The record is from RefSeq and is a predicted model, not a curated record. The transcript has 12 exons. The coding region runs from base 199 to 2262 and encodes 687 amino acids. NCBI's taxonomy places the organism in Eukaryota, Metazoa, Chordata, Actinopteri, Cyprinodontiformes, Cyprinodontidae. Gene Ontology annotation, molecular function: transmembrane signaling receptor activity. Gene Ontology annotation, biological process: cell surface receptor signaling pathway.
GCCAAGUCGAUGCUGCUUGGACUGAUAACUGCCGCCACUGGGUGAGGUAAAGCACCACCUCAGUGUCUGCUGCCACCCACCAGAUCCUGGUCAAUCCUCACCGUGCACAAACGUUAAGACACGGCGCCCGUUGGAAAGGCAGCUCUAGUCUCUUUAACCUGAAGGACAGCCAACAGCACCAGGAGUUCCUCAGACAGGAUGGGCCUCCUGCUACUGCUCACCUCUACUCUCCUGUUCAGCUGGAUAUCUUUGAAUACAGCUGUGAAAAUAACCUCCGUGCAGUUGACCAUCGAGCCCAGUGAUAAUGUGAGUCGAAGCUCCACGGUGACUUUUAGAUGCAAAGCCACGGUUCUCACCUUUGGGAAGGCUACAGUGAAUCCUGUGUAUGAGAUAUACAGAGGUGACCAUGUUAUCCACGAGGAGACAACCAGCUCCUCCGAUGAAUUUAUCUGGCAACUUCAUGAUGUCAGAGUCUCCAACAGUGGCAAAUAUAAGUGCAACAUAAGCAUUUCUGACCAGGAGAUGGCCAGUGAAUCUGCAACACUAAAAGUGACAGGAAUGUCGACGCCCAUUCUUCACCUUGACAAAACUAAUGUGACUGAAGGAGAAUAUGUGACGGCCACAUGUUCAGCACCGGAUGAAACCGGAGACCUUAAAUAUAACUUCUUCAAAGAUUCAAAAGACUUACAGACUUGGACAAGCUCUAAUAAAGAAACGUUCAUCCUGAAAGACGUUGGGAAACACAUUAUUGAGUGCUCCUACAUUGUCUCCAUCAUGCCUGAUUUAUAUCCGUCCGACCAAAGCAAUGCUGUCACUGUUACAGUGAAAGAACUUUCCCUCACACCAGUCCUGAAGAUUUCCCCUCAGGAUAACAUCUAUGAAGGUGACACUCUCAACAUCACCUGCUCGGUUAACAGUUCCUUUAAGGACUACCCUGGUGUAGAGCUCUUCCUGAGUCAGGGCACAGAACUGAUCAAGAGAGGAAACACAUUCCUCCAUGUUAGCUGGACUACACCUUCAGGAGCCCCAGAGCUUACCAUCAAAUGCAGCAUCUUUGUCAAUACAGUAGAGAAAAGGGACAACAAGACGCUUUCAGUAAACGAGCUGUUCUCUGUGCCCACCCUGAGGAUGUCACCUUUGGAAGUCUUUCAAGGGGAUUCAAUCCAGCUUAUCUGCAGUAGCAAGACAUUUUCACACAACAGACGUAAAAUAGAGCCGGUUUACAGUCUAAAGCCUUCAGAUCACUACAUGACUAUACAACAGAAUGGAGUAUUUAUUGGCAAUGCCAAAACAACAGAUUUUAACUAUACGUGUACAGCUUCUGCAAAGGGAAUCAACAAGACCAGUAAUGUGCUGACUAUUGGUCCUAAAGUUCCCGUCUCUGCACCAGACAUUAAAGUCUCUGGCAAUGCAAUCCUUCGGAAGAAUGCUGAAAUCUUGUGUCAGUCGGAAACAGGCACCCCGCCGAUUAACUACACCCUCUGGAGGGCUAAAGAAAAAAAACAAAUGGCUAUAGUUCAGGAGUUCAGUAAACCUGCUAAUUUUACAGUGUUCAUCAGUGAGCCUGGAGAACUAGAUGAGUAUGUCUGCAGUGCCAGUAAUGGUGACAGGGAGCCUCGGUAUAGUGCCAAACUCCACGCCGCUGUCAUUGAGCCUAUGACCGAAGCACAUCUGAUGGUUGUUCCAAUAUCAGGCGACAUCUCAGAGGGAAAUUCGAUCACCCUGAUUUGUUCUUUCAGAGGCACACCGCCUGUAACGGUUUGGUGGUUCAGGGAAGGCCAUUCAAAGCCGCUGCAAGACGCAACUACAAAUAUCAACACCACAGACUACCCUUUUACUCUGUCUAAAGAGCACAGCGACAAAUACUACUGCAAAGCUGAGAACCGUGCCAGCUCUGUUGAAAGUAACAGAGUAGAUUUAGUAGUGGGCAUGGCCAUGUGGAAGAAGUUGCUGAUUCCUGGGAUCAUAAUACUGGGGGUGUCCUCACUGGUGAUGGUGGGCUUUGUGCUGUUCAUCAGAUCCAGGAGAGGAAAAAGAGACACAGCUGCUGAACUGUCAGUAAAGCCUGCGAGCCCUAAAUCAGAGGACUCUUUAGCAGUGACUCUAACCCACGACACAGAGGUUUAUAAUGCAGCCACAGACGCAGCAUUGUUCUAUGAUGACAAGGAGGGGAGAGUGACCAAUGGGACACGAACUAGCGUUGUAUCGCUUCCUGCAGACAUCAGCGACAGGAGCAGCUACAGUAUCCCAGCAACAGUGUAGAGACAGCACAUACUGUCAUUAAGGAAAAACAAACUCUGAACGACUUUUGAGGCAAACACAAGAGACAGCAACCUUGUUUAUAAUGAAAGAUUUGGACUCUUUCUUUUUUUUCUUUUCUGUUUUUUUAUCUCAAAACAAGAAACAACCAGGGCCCACUGCUCCCUCUCCCCUCCUCAUGCAGUCUUUAUCCUUACAAUCUGUUGUGCGCUUUGGUUUCCGUGUUCGGUGGGAUGCCAUGCUUAUUUCUUGUUUCAUACGUUCAUCUAAUCUGCAUAAAGUGAACCUGAUAAGACUGAUCUGUACAUACUGUCACAGGAAAUGUGUGUAUAUAAUUUGGGUUGAUCAUUGGCUGAUGAUUGAGAACAGCUCUGUAGAAUAAAGGUGUUUGUUUUAUUUAGAGGUG